GCUCGAAUAACUACCUACAACUGACGGUUGAUCAUCAAUUCAUCAAUCAUCAGAUGAAAAGGAGCUCGAGAUGACGGAGAUAAACAUGUGGAGUGGAGAUCGAGCCGGCCGAGGCGUGCAAACCACCGCGCGCUGCCUCGUUGCCGUCGUCUGUCCCCAUCUCGGCUUCUCGGCAGCUCCACCGCCCGGCCGGGCCGGGCACUACUAUGAUAUUCUCCCUUGUCCGCAUGCCCCAUCUCGUCUCACUUCGCGCUUCUCUCGAGUCUCGCCACCUCCGUCACCUACGAGUCCUCCGCCAGAGGCUCCGGCGGCGGGAUGGAGCUGAAGCCUGGCUUGUCGGCCCUCGUCACCGGCGGCGCCUCCGGCAUCGGGAAAGCGCUCUGCAUUGCUUUUGCAAGGAAGGGUGUGUUUGUGACCGUCGUCGAUUUUUCCGAAGAAAAUGGGAGAGAAGUUGCUUCGAUUGUUCAGAAGGAAAACAAACUUAUUCAUGCAUAUGCUAGAGUUCCAUCUGCCAUAUUCAUCAAGUGCGAUGUCACCAAUGGAGAUGCUCUUGCUGCUGCUUUCCGGAAACAUGUGGACACAUUUGGUGGACUAGAUAUCUGCAUCAACUGUGCUGGAUUUGUCAACAAAUCUUUGGUUUAUGAUGAUAAAUCUGAUGGAACUUCCACUUGGAGGCGUGCAGUAAAUGUGAAUCUUGUUGCCGUUAUCGAUGGUACUCGUAUUGCAACUCAAGUAAUGCGAUCCCAGAAGAAGCCUGGUGUCAUAAUAAAUAUUGGCUCAGUUGCUGGUCUAUAUCCUAUGAGCUAUGAACCUGUGUAUAGCGGGACAAAAGGGGGUGUGGUUAUGUUUACAAGAUCACUUGCCCCAUUGAAGCGGCAUGGCAUUCGUGUCAAUGUACUGUGCCCUGAGUUUGUCCAAACUAAUAUGGGAGAAAAAGUAAAUCGUGUACUUGUGGAUGCACUUGGUGGGUAUCUAAAGGUGGAGGAUGUUGUUAAAGGUGCAUUUGAGCUUAUAGAAGAUGAGAGCAAGGCUGGUGCUUGUCUUUGGAUAUCUAAGCGGAAAGGGAUGGUUUAUUGGCCAACAUCUGAAAAAGAAAAAAACUACCUUGUUUAUUCCUCGAAAUCACAAAGGAAAUCGGUAGAGAAUAGAUUUCCUAGCAUCCAAGCACCUGAAUACUUUCAGAAGAUGGUUGUUCACACACUCAGCCAUAAUUUUCGGAAUGCUACAAGGCUUGAGCGCAUGCGCCUGAGAUUACCUAUUGAACCACACAGCGCUCUAGUUAAAAUAAUAUAUGCUGGUGUAAAUGCUAGUGAUGUAAACUUCAGUUCUGGUCGUUAUUUCAGUGGUAAUGCUAAAGAAGCUGCUGCACACCUUCCAUUUGAUGCUGGUUUUGAGGCUGUGGGAAUUGUUGCUUCUGUUGGAGAUUUGGUGAAACAUAUCAAAGUUGGCACUCCUGUGGCCCUUAUGACUUUUGGGAGCUACACUGAAUUCAUGCUGAUUCCAGCCAAACGUCUUAUUCUAGUGCCAAGACCAGACCCAGAGGUAGUCGCUAUGCUAACAUCAGGGUUGACUGCAUCAAUUGCUCUUGAAAAGGCUGGUCAAAUGACGUCUGGGCAGGUUGUUUUAGUCACAGCAGCUGCUGGUGGAACAGGACAAUUUGCUGUUCAGCUUGCAAAAUUAGCUGGCAAUAAGGUUGUAGCUACAUGUGGAGGUGAAAGUAAAUCUACGUUUCUGGCUUCCUUAGGAGUUGAUCGAGUUAUCAACUACAGAAAUGAAAAGAUCAAAGAUGUUCUGAAGAAAGAGUUUCCAAGAGGUGUGGACAUCAUAUAUGAAUCUGUAGGUGGAGAAACAUUUGAUAUCUGUUUGAAUGCCCUUGCAGUCUAUGGGCACCUCAUUGUAAUUGGUAUGAUCUCUCAGUAUCAAGAAAAGGAAGGAUGGAAGCCACAAAAUUACACUGGACUAUGUGAGAAGAUUCUUGGGAAAAGUCAGACUGUGGCUGGAUUUUUCCUGAUUCAGUAUGCUCACCUGUGGCAAGACCAUCUUGAAAAACUCUUUAACCUGUAUGCCUCUGGAAAGCUAAAGGUUUUCCUUGACCCCAAGAAAUUCCUGGGUGUUGCUUCCGUCGCAGAUGCAGUAGAGUAUCUCCAUUCUGGCAGGAGCGUUGGCAAGGUCGUUGUUUGCAUGGAUCCAUCCUACGGCCAGACCCUUGCUAAGCUGUAGUGUGUACUUGCAAGUCUGCAGACAUAUGAGCUGCACUGUCAACAGAAGAUAUUCUUCUUCAGAUUCCUGUUCUGUCAGACAGAAGAUGAUGACCACAAAAUCUCAUCUGCACUGAUGCGUAGAGUUACGCCGUAUGUUCAGGCUUGGCAGCAUAUAGCUCGCUUGUCCGAUUAGUUGGCUGGGCACGUGAGCAGGAGAGGCAAAAAUUGGACAGGAAAUUGAAUAAGCUUCUAAGCCGGGUGACUGUUUAAAUAAACUGCUCUGCUCAAUUGUGCAAGACAUUUUUUUCCUGGUUAU
Messenger RNA from Setaria italica (foxtail millet), 2517 nucleotides. Its product is annotated as probable quinone oxidoreductase. Gene Ontology annotation, molecular function: oxidoreductase activity; zinc ion binding. The record is from RefSeq and is a predicted model, not a curated record. Gene Ontology annotation, cellular component: mitochondrion. The transcript is spliced from 18 exons. NCBI's taxonomy places the organism in Eukaryota, Viridiplantae, Streptophyta, Magnoliopsida, Poales, Poaceae. The coding region runs from base 316 to 2220 and encodes 634 amino acids.